Messenger RNA from Leucoraja erinaceus (little skate), 3235 nucleotides. RefSeq names its product palmitoyltransferase ZDHHC20-B-like. The transcript is spliced from 13 exons. Gene Ontology annotation, biological process: synaptic vesicle maturation; protein targeting to membrane; peptidyl-L-cysteine S-palmitoylation. Gene Ontology annotation, molecular function: protein-cysteine S-palmitoyltransferase activity. Bases 39 to 1163 code for a protein of 374 amino acids. Lineage: Eukaryota; Metazoa; Chordata; Chondrichthyes; Rajiformes; Rajidae. Gene Ontology annotation, cellular component: endoplasmic reticulum; Golgi apparatus. The record is from RefSeq and is a predicted model, not a curated record.
GAUUCCGGGUGGGCGGGAGGAUUAGGGGAGGGAACAAGAUGGCGCCGACUAACGUCCUGAGGUGUUGUCAACGGGUAGUCGGCUGGAUCCCCGUCAUUUUCAUCACACUCGUUGUCUGCUGGUCUUACUACGCUUACGUGAUUGAAUUAUGCGUGUUUACCAUCCUGAGCAUUGGGGAAAAAGUUGUUUACCUUGUAGUGUUCCAUCUAUCUUUUAUCAUGUUUGUGUGGUCCUACUGGAAAACAAUAUUUACAUCACCUGCCAAGCCAUCAAAAGAGUUCAACUUGAUAAAAUCUGAUAAGGAACAGUAUGAUCGGGAAGAAAGAGCCGAAACACAGCAAGAAAUUCUAAAAAGAGCUGCCAAAGACUUGCCUGUUUAUACCAGAACUGCAAGUGGAGCCAUCAGGUACUGUGAUCAUUGCCAACUAAUUAAACCUGACCGAUGUCAUCAUUGCUCUGCCUGUGACAUGUGUGUAUUGAAAAUGGAUCAUCAUUGUCCUUGGGUGAAUAACUGUGUGGGAUUUGCAAACUACAAAUAUUUUAUGCUUUUUUUAGCAUAUUCUCUGUUAUAUUGUUUAUUCAUAGCAUCAACUGUGCUACAAUAUUUCAUCAAAUUUUGGACAGGCGAUUUGCCAGACACACAUGCAAAAUUCCACGUUCUGUUUCUUUUCUUUGUGGCGGCUAUGUUCUUCAUCAGUUUAUUGUCACUCUUCAGUUACCACUGCUGGUUGGUCAGCAAAAACAGGUCUACCAUAGAGGCUUUCCGAGCACCGGUGUUUCGAAAUGGCCCUGACAAAAAUGGAUUUAGCCUUGGAAUUGGCAAAAAUAUCAAACAAGUGUAUGGUGAUCAAGUAAAAUAUUGGCUGCUGCCUAUUUUUACGAGCCAAGGUGAUGGGUGUUCUUAUCCAACUCGCCUGGUCAAUCAGGAUGUAGAGCAGCCCAAUACAAUCAACAACAGUGAACCCGUCAAAAAGUAUAUCAUUGCAGAUGGACAGUCACUUCCUCCUAGACCAUUGAGUGAAUCUCAAAACCGAUUGUUAGGAGGGAUAGAUCAACACUGGAUAGAUGACGAGUCAGAUGAAGACAGUUCCAAGGCACGUGCAGUCCCAAAUCAAAAUGUCUCAAUUUCAAUUGACCAGGAAUCUACAAAACGGUCAACAUAGCAAAGAUGUUUCUGGUACCAGAUGUUGAAAUUGGAAUGCUGCUCACUUCUCUGGAAGAGGAAACUGUUGGAUACUGAUGACCAACUUCUGUAUUAGGAAUGUGUGUGCUGUGUUACAGUCAUUAGCAGUAUUGCUACUGUUGAGAAAGGCAAUAUAUUUAAAAUUACCAUCGCUUGUUGCCUUAAAUGAUAACUUGUCUUAGUGCCCACUGACACUGUGAUGGGUGAUACAAAUGUAAUACUGGGCUCUAAAUUAUCAAGCCACUAAUAAUCACUACAUGAACAGCUGACCAGAUAAUAAAACUAUUAAUAUAAUUUGUAUUCUGUAACUCAGAAGUCUUAGAGUAGGUAACCUGUAAUUGUGAUUUGAAAUGUCCAAUCACACAACUUUUUUUAUUUGGUUGGCUGUUUAGAUAUUUUUAAUCUAUCAGAAGAGUUGACUUUUACCUCCCCUACUGCCAGGUUAUACUGUUAUUGGACAUAACAGGCGCUGAAAAUAAUUACUUUAGUAAUAACAUUUUACUAAGCAAUAUAUAAACCAGAUACAUUGUAUAGAUGGGAUGCAAGACUCAACCUCUAUAAUAAUCAUGAAUUGAACCUGCAAGAAACUUAAAAAUAAUGAUAAAUGAUUGCAAGCUAUCUCAUAAAAUUAAAUGCAGAUCUAUAUUUUAUGCAAAAGCCAAUAAUCGUGAGAGGGAGGGGGGGGUGUUAUUACUUUACAUUUAUGCAAGAAAUUUUGGAAAACAAACUUGCUGCACUAAUGUUUAAUGUAUUUGUAUGCAUAUUGUUAAUCAGAGCUGCUGUGCACCAAAGAGCAGUUACUGUUUAUGAAACAUAUUUAUUGUUUGCAAUGAAUGAAGAGUGGUUUACAAAUGCCACAUUGUUUAAGCUUUUUCUUUUUUUUAAUGUGUUGUCAAGAUUGCUAGUAAUCAAGAUUGUCAGUUGUCUUUUUAUAUAUGGCAAUUAACUUUUUUAAUUAAUUUACAUAGUACCAAUCAAUCAUUUAUAGUUAGUGGCAUCUAGUACAUACCAAUUAAUUUAGAUAUAAAUCUGAAAUGGUUUGGGACAGGUUUGAUUUUAAAAGUAUUUGAACAGAUAUUAGAAUUCAUGAUUCAACUUUUCAAUGUCUUUAAAGUUGGACUGAAGCACUGCAGUGUGCCCCCAUGUAACCCAUAACCACACUGUAAUUAUCAAAGUGCAAAAGUUGCAAUCCAAGCAAACAAACAAAAUUGUACAUUUCAGAAUUGAAAUAGGAAAAGAGAUGAUUCUGAUUCAAAAAUGAUCCUCUGGCUUCCAUAACUAAUUUGUAAAUUAUUUUGUGGGUUGUAUGUUGCAAAGUUUACGUGGAUUGAUAGUUGCAGUGUCUGAAUUGGACAGUUCAUAAAGGAAAUGGAUGGCAUUCUCAAUAUUUACUAUGUUUUUUAUACCAUUACCAUGAUAAUUGAAUGUAUUUUAAAGCCACAGCAAAGUAUGUUUGCGCAAUUUUAACAUUUUUUUUACCUUCAACUUUUUUUCAUCAGGGUUCAGAUACAUUCUAUAGACACAAAUGUGUUACUGAUAUGAAGUUUUUAUGAUAAUAAUGCAUUGUACAUAAUACAUUGUGAUAUUAUGCAGAAAGAAAAUCUGCAAUCAUGAAAGUUGUGACAGUAUUAAGCCAACGAGUAAGUUUAUCCAAAUAAAAUCUAUACAAGAUUACAACAUUGAUAUCUAAUCAACAAUGGAUGUUGCAUUGAUGAUGUUUACCAAUAGAUUAUCCAAAUAAAUGUUGAAAAUAUUGGAAUAUAGUUUAAUAUGAAUUGAAGUAUAAACUAAAUGAUGUGCACUCCACCUGUCUUUAUCAGCAUCUUUUCUUCCCUUUCUGUUGUGCUGAUGGACAGUUAAAAUGUCUUCUGUGGAAUUGAAGAUCGCCAUGCUGUAAUAACAUUGGUUUCAGUUAUUAAUAUGAAAAAAAUGUAAUCAAGUUAGAACUAGCAGACAUAGCUGAAUUGCAUUGUGACUUAGCAUGACAUGUGUCUGAGUUGUAUAAAUUAUCUUUGCUCCAAAAGAUAGCCAAAUAAAAGCUGGCACAGAUAA